Molecule: messenger RNA, 2751 nt
Organism: Aethalodelphis obliquidens (Pacific white-sided dolphin)
Lineage: Eukaryota; Metazoa; Chordata; Mammalia; Artiodactyla; Delphinidae
Gene: CARHSP1
Product: calcium regulated heat stable protein 1
Exons: 3
Coding region: 1318-1761 (147 amino acids)
Biological process (GO): regulation of mRNA stability
Cellular component (GO): cytoplasm
Molecular function (GO): mRNA 3'-UTR binding
Source: RefSeq, a predicted model, not a curated record
UAAUUGCUAUAGACCAGGCACGCGUGGGGCAGGGCUGGUGGACUGGAGGCUCCAGGCUGUCAAAGCUGCUAGUUUUUUCAAACUAGUUGGAAACCUAGAUUUUGGAGCAAAGUCCUGGGAUGUUUAAAAGAUAGCUCAUAUUUUAAAUUUGAAAACCCCACGUGAACCACACAGAACCCAGCAGGGCUGCCCUGUGAACAGGGGUGAUGUCCGAGUCGGCCUCCUCCACUGUCCUGGGGCCACAGGGCCCCGCUCUGCUCCACCUUGAGUCCCCAUCCCCCUCCCUGAGCAGGUGCUGAGUGAUGCCCACCCAGCUGCCCCACUGUGCAGGUGGGAAAAUUGAUCCCAGAGAGGGGAAAGGACUCAGCCAAGGUCCUUUGGCUCCUGGGCUUUGCUCUUUCCUUGUGGCCUUGAGGCAAGGCCGCCAGUGUGUUGGGUACAGCGGCCACGUGCUGCUCUUGACACAGUUGCCAGAGCGAGGCAGGGACUAUGGAGUCUGCUCCCUCCAGCCCCUCCAGCUGGGUCUGCCCCCAGCCUCUGAUGCAUGUUAGGGGUCACGGAGGGAAUUCGAUUUCUUAGCAGCAAUUGGAGACUCAGGCUGUGUGGAAAUUAACUUUAAGGCCUGGAUCUGAGUAAGGGGCCUGGUGGAGAUGCUGCCUUUGAAAUGCCCCUGCCCCUCAGGGUCCCACACACUUACCUGCCGGGCUUCCCUCUCCUGGAUGCAGGCCUGACUUAGGGUCUGAGCCUUCUUUGGUUUGUGUCCCGGAGUUUCCUGGAGGAACACUUGAGUGUUGGUCCCUUUUUUGCCUCUGCCUUCCCCACAGUGUCCGGCACUUAGCUGGGGCCAGGAAAUGUCUGAUGAGUGGCUGGAGUCCUCAUCUAGGUGGUUGGCAUUGAAGCAUCCCCACCCACCCUGCCUGCCUGCCUCCCUGCUCUCGCCCUCCCUCCUUUCCUUCCUUCCACAAGGAUUUACCACGCCUGGCCUGGCAUGUGCCAGGGUCUGUGCUGGGCACUGGGAACAUAGAGGGGGCCAAUGGUGUCCUUGUCAGUGAUGCGACCUGGCAUUUCCGUACAGAGCAAUGAUAGCGGGAGGCCCACGGCAGCUGCAGGAGCCCAGACCAGGCGCCUGCCCGGCUGCAGUGAGCCGGACGUGUUUCUGCAGCAGGUGACCUCCAUGCUGAGUGAGCCUUGAGCCUGCAUUCCACAGCCAGAAGAAUGAGUCUCAGAUGGCAGACGCGGGGGUGGGGAGGCAUCCGGGGGGGCCCCUCCUUGCAAGGCGUGAGCCCCUGAGAGCCCCUGUCCCUCUCCAGGUCGGCCAUGUCAUCUGAGCCUCCUCCCCCAUCACAGCACCCCACCCACCAGUCCUCGGCCGGGCUGCUGGAUACCCAACAGGCCCGAGACCGCUCACCAUCCCCGCUUCGGGGCAACGUGGUCCCGAGCCCACUGCCCACUCGCCGGACAAGGACCUUUUCAGCGACGGUGCGGGCUUCACAGGGCCCUGUCUACAAAGGAGUCUGCAAAUGCUUCUGUCGGUCCAAGGGCCACGGCUUCAUUACCCCGGCCGACGGCGGCCCUGACAUCUUCCUGCACAUCUCCGACGUGGAGGGGGAGUACGUCCCCGUGGAAGGCGAUGAGGUCACCUAUAAGAUGUGCUCCAUCCCGCCCAAGAACGAGAAGCUGCAGGCCGUGGAGGUGGUCAUCACCCACCUGGCGCCGGGCACCAAGCACGAGACCUGGUCCGGCCACAUCGUCAGCUCCUAGGAGAGGCCAGAGGCGCCCCUUCCCCAGGGCUUGGGGGAGACUCUGGGGCCGGAGGCAGGACCAAACUGGAGAGGACAUUCUACCGCUUGAGAUGGGGCUUCAAGGGGGGAGCGUGGUCCCUUUCAAGUGUCUCCUGAAGGAAGGGGUGUGGGGUGCUCUCGGCCACCAGCACAGCCUCUCACCAUCUGAAAAGCAUUAAAAGCAUUGAAAAAGGAGAGGCGCCCGCUAGUGGCUGAGUGGAGGGUCUGUCCGAGCCCCACCCGGGACUGGGUCGGGUGGUCUUCCCCAGCCCACAGCCCCUCAUCCCUGGAGGAAGGCUCAAAAUCCCCAGAUCUGGCCCUCUGGGUAGUGACAUGGACCCUGCGUGUUUUCCUGGGAGGAAUUCCCGCCCAAGCGGCCGCCUUGUGUCUCUCCUCGGCCCUGGGCAGAGCAGGCUUUUCUUUCUGGUUCUCAGCUGGUUGUUCAGGGGGCUGGGAGGGGCGGGGAGUGGGGGGAGGUUGGUGCCUUCGCAGCGGGAGGUGUCACAGCUGGGUGUCUGGGAGCCCGGAGUCCUCCACCUGGCAGCGACGUGCUCAGAGGCGAAUCCUAACUCUCUUCGAAGGCUGGUCCUUUCUGUCUGUCUUCAGGGUGAGUGAUCCUGGCUCAGCAACCCGUCACUGAGGUGGUGGGUGGGAGUGGGGAUGGCGGUGGGAGAGGGGAGUGUGGAGAGGGGAGGCUCUUUGUUUAAGACCAGACCUUUCUCUGGAUCCAUCUAGAAAAGAGCAGGUGGUUUGCUUCCUGACAGCCUGGUAAAGUUAGAAGUUGAAGGGGAAAUACACCUUUGGUGGGGUUUUCUGGAAAACUGGUGUGAAGAACUGCUUAGGAUUUUCUUUUUUUUAUUUCAUAACUGAAGUUCUCACCAGAGCCAGCUCUGUUUGCACUUCGCUGCCGACAUUGCAAACCUUUGUAGAUAUUUCCAGUAAACAGAUCCUUAGGAUUUUCUUUGCUGUG